Molecule: messenger RNA, 1350 nt
Organism: Schizosaccharomyces japonicus yFS275
Lineage: Eukaryota; Fungi; Ascomycota; Schizosaccharomycetes; Schizosaccharomycetales; Schizosaccharomycetaceae
Product: histone lysine methyltransferase Set6
Exons: 3
Coding region: 1-1350 (449 amino acids)
Biological process (GO): chromatin remodeling
Source: RefSeq, a predicted model, not a curated record
AUGCAAAAUCUUGUCUCUGUACAAGAAGAGCCUGGCGCAGGGCUCGGUCUUGGCGUUACAGCUGAUAUUGAACGAGGCGAAUGUCUUUUAGAAAAGCGACUUGAUCUCUAUGUGUUAAACAAUGAGCUUCUGAAUGAGGCAUGUUCGUACUGCUGUUCGCAAACGAAACCAACAAAACGAUGUGCAGCUUGUAAACAGGUUCACUAUUGUUCAAAGAUAUGUCAAAAACAAGACUGGUCAAUGCACAAAUUAGAGUGCAAGGCAUUAAGAAACGCAUCUACAAAUGGCUUGCUACCAACCGUCUGCCGGUUACUGAUUCGACUCUACAGCCAAACUCAAAAAGAUCAAUCUCUGUUUGCAGAUUGCAAGGAUCAUGAAGCAGAAAUUCAACACAACACAGCACUUUGGUCGGACGCUGAAUUGAUUUCCUCUGCUGCUUCACAUUACACCGAAGCAAGGGAUGUAAAUGCAUUUCUUUCCCUGUUCUGCAAGCUCUCUAUUAAUGCCAUGAGUUUGGUAACUCCAGCCUUUGAUGCCAUUGGUACGUGCAUGGAUUCUACGCUUGCUCGAAUCAAUCACUCAUGUCAACCGAACUGCGUUUUCAUGGUCGAAGGCGCGACAGCUCGAUUGGUUGCUUUGCAAACACUUCAGAAGGGCGAUUUUGUGCAUAUUUCAUACGUGGAUACAACGCUGCCAUAUAAUGUCCGAACCAAUGAGCUGCAGCAAAAGUAUUUUUUCACUUGCACUUGCCAAAAGUGCAUGGAGGAAGCCCGGCGAAGUGACAAUGAACAUGGAGUCACUUAUGUUUCCUUGGAAAAGGCAUCUCAAGGUUCGCUCGAGGAUUGUCGCUUUGCUCUCAAGACCUUACGCGAUAAUCACUGGCCUAUGACCAAGUAUCCCUGGCUGAAUAUUCUGAACACGUUUAAGCUAUAUUCUCUUGAGACUGGUGCUUACGACGCUGCCUUUGCGGCUGAAUUUCUCAAGGUUACAUGUGAUGAUAUAAGCUCCCCUAUUUAUGCUAUUGAUUUGUACCAAGUCUUUUUGCUUGGUAAAUUCCUCUGUGAAGAAUACUCCAUGAAUGUUAAUCGUGAGCCACAUUCGAAAAUGAUUUUGGGUGUUAAAAAUAUAGAAAGGGACUCACUAUUACACUGGUUACUACUAAAGUCAGAAUGGCUAGAAUCCAACGUUCUGGUAACACAUAAGGAUACCGAAUUCGGAAACCAAGUUGUUCGCAACGUAAGGGAAUUCCAAGCUGAUUAUCAGAAAGCAAAUCCAAAUCUUCCGCCGUUAGAUUUGGAGUCUUUUGAAUCCGCACUUAAAGAACGUACCUUGGACAUUGUCUGUAAUUGA